Messenger RNA from Thyridium curvatum, 1497 nucleotides. RefSeq lists its product as uncharacterized. Gene Ontology annotation, molecular function: zinc ion binding. The transcript is spliced from 2 exons. Gene Ontology annotation, biological process: regulation of transcription by RNA polymerase II; nucleotide-excision repair; DNA-templated transcription. NCBI's taxonomy places the organism in Eukaryota, Fungi, Ascomycota, Sordariomycetes, Thyridiales, Thyridiaceae. Gene Ontology annotation, cellular component: transcription factor TFIIH core complex; transcription factor TFIIH holo complex. The record is from RefSeq and is a predicted model, not a curated record. The coding region runs from base 1 to 1497 and encodes 498 amino acids.
AUGGCCGACUCGGAUGGCGAAUUCGUUGCAGACAACCUCUCCGACGACGAUUAUGGAGACCACCAGGUGACGCGAGGAGGCGAUGAUGGCGGUGCACAUGGAUCAAGACGAGGACGCGAUGGUCGGAGAAGGCAAAAUCGGCGAGAAGAGGCGGCUUGGGAGACGGUGAAGCGAUCAUGGGAACAGGUGGGCGAAGGCGAGGAUGGCCGCCUCACAGUAACAGACUUCAUCGAGGCCGAGAAACGUCGCCGGCUACUACGAGAUACGACUCCACUACAGCGAGGUAUAAUACGGCACCUGCUCCUGGUGCUCGACAUGAGCUUCGCCAUGGCGGCAAAGGACUACCUGCCCAACAUGUACAGAGUCGUCAUGAACUACUCGAUCGAGUUUGUUCGCGAAUACUUUGAGCAGAACCCUAUCUCUCAGCUCGGAAUAGUGGGCAUGAAAGACGGUAUCGCAGUCAGGAUAUCCGACAUGAGCGGCAACCCGGCAGAACACAUUGCGAAGCUGAGGCAGUGGGUGGAUAUUGAGCCGCAGGGCAACCCGAGUCUGCAGAAUGCGCUCGAGAUGUGCCGUGGCGCGUUAUUUCAUGCACCCUCCCAUGGAACUCGAGAGGUCCUCAUCAUAUACGGCGCCCUCCUCUCGUCCGACCCAGGCGACAUCCACGAUACUAUCGCAUCUCUCAUAUCCGAUCGUAUCCGUGUUUCUAUAGUGGGACUGGCAGCCCAGGUUGCUAUCUGCUCCGAGAUAUGCUCCAAGACCAACGCCGGCGACGAGACGUGCUACGCCGUCGCAAAGCAUGAUGCCCAUUGUCGGGAGCUCAUGCUCAACGUGACGACGCCACCCGUCACACGCACCCGCGAGAUGAACAACGCAUCUCUACUAAUGAUGGGCUUUCCUUCCCGCUCCAUCGACCCCAAGGGUACCAGCGUCUGUGCCUGCCACAACAAACCCUUCCGAGAAGGGUAUGCCUGCACGCGCUGCCGCACCAAGGUCUGCCGCUUGCCGGCUGAGUGCCCAGCCUGUGGUCUGACCUUGAUUCUAUCCACACAUCUGGCACGAUCUUACCACCAUCUGUUCCCCCUGCGAAACUGGGUUGAGGUGCCUUGGUCAAAGGCUCGCAGCAAGACUUGUUUUGCGUGCCUUUCACCAUUCCCGGAGCGAAGAGGCAAGGGCAGCGCCGUACCACCCUCGGGAACUAUCAAGAUUAAAAUCAAGGGAAGGGACGGAGUUACCGGGGCAAAGGACCCGGCUGAUGAUCAGGCACCAGCGGCACCGCCCUCGAAGGGUGUCAGUGAGAGCGGGCGAUAUGCGUGCCAGGUCUGUGGCAACCACUUCUGCAUCGACUGCGAUGUGUAUGCCCAUGAGGUGGUGCAUAACUGCCCGGGCUGCCAGAGCGAUACGAGAGCCGCGCAGGCUGCGGCUGGGCAGAUGGAUGUGGACGGCAGUGCCAACGGCAACACACAGGCAAAUGGGGAUAUGAUCGUUGACUCCUGA